This is a messenger RNA of Vicia faba (fava bean), 1083 nucleotides long. NCBI's taxonomy places the organism in Eukaryota, Viridiplantae, Streptophyta, Magnoliopsida, Fabales, Fabaceae. The record is from the annotation of a GenBank genome assembly.
AUGGCUUUCAUUAGUUUGUCAACAAUCAUUUUUCCAUUUAUGGUUCUAGCUAUUUUGUCAGCAAAAAGUAGUAUAAUGAUUGUCGAGGCACGCAAACUUCUAGAGUCAGGUAUGCCUCAGCUCCCAAAAUUUGAUUUGCCACCUCUACCAAAUCUUGAGCUGCCUAAAGUUCCUGAAUUGCCUAAGCCAGAAAUUCCUAAAGUAACUGAGUUACCAAAACCCGAGCUGCCUAAGGUUCCUGAAUUACCUAAGGCAGAAAUUCCUAAAAUACCUGAGUUACCAAAGUCCGAGUUGCCUAAGGUUCCUGAAUUACCUAAGUCAGAAAUUCCUAAACUAUCUGAGUUACCAAAGUCCGAGCUGCCUAAGGUUCCUGAAUUACCUAAGCCAGAAAUUCCUAAACUACCUGAGUUACCAAAGUCCGAGCUGCCUAAGGUUUCUGAAUUACCUAAGUCAGAAAUUCCUAAACUACCUGAGUUACCAAAGUCCGAGCUGCCUAAGGUUCCUGAAUUACCUAAGCCAGAAAUUCCUAAAGUACCUGAGUUACCAAAGUCCGAGCUGCCUAAGGUUCCUGAAUUACCUAAGCCAGAAGUUCCUAAAGUACCUGAGUUACCAAAGUCCGAGCUGCCUAAGGAUCCUGAAUUACCUAAGCCAGAAGUUCCUAAAAUAUCUGAGUUGCCAAAGUCCGAGCUGCCUAAGGUUCCAGAAUUGCCUAAGCCAGAAAUUCCUAAAAUACCCGAGUUGCCAAAGUCCGAGUUGCCUAAAGUUCCUGAAUUACCUAAGCCAGAAAUUCCUAAAGCCUCUGAGUUGCCAAAGCCCGAGUUGCCUAAAGUUUCUGAAUUACCUAAGCCGGAAAUUCCUAAAGUCCCUGAGUUAUCAAAGUUCGAGUUGCCUAAAGUUUCUGAAUUAUCUAAACCUGAUAUUCCUAAAGUACCCGAAUUACCAAAAUUCGAGAUGCCUAAGAUUCCUGAAUUACCUAAAUUUAAUGUACCUGAAUUGCCAAAAAUCGAACUACCUAAAGUUCAAGAACUGCCUAAAAUUCCUGAUUUUCCUAAACCUGAACUACCCAAAGUCAAUAUCCCAUAA